GGCCGGGCGGUGUGCCCUGCUCAAAGAUGGCCGCCGGAGGCUUCGGCUUGUGCGGAGGUGGGAGGUGAGGGGCGGCCGGGCCGGGCUGCGGGAAGAUGGCAGAGAGCGAGCGGCGGGCAGGCGCCUCUGAGGAGGUGGCUCCUCCCGUCCAGCAAUGCUUCAUGAUCCCCAAAAAGGAGAUAAACGUGGUUUCCGACAUGGCCAAGUGGAAGCGCUCUCAGGCGUAUGCAGACUACAUGGGCUUCAUCCUCACCCUGAACGAAGGUGUCAGGGGCAAGAAGCUGACCUGUGAAUACAAAGUGUCAGAGCCCAUUGAAAAGCUGGUGGCUCUGCUGAACACCCUUGACAGAUGGAUUGAUGAAACCCCGCCAGUGGAUCAGCCUUCUCGCUUUGGGAACAAAGCCUUCAGGACCUGGUACGCCAAACUAGACCAGGAAGCAGAAAAGUUGGUGGCAACAGUGAUUCCCAAGCAUUUGGCUGAUGCUGCCCCAGAAGUGGCUGUGUACCUGAAGGAAUCCGUGGGGAACUCCACCCGCAUUGACUAUGGCACAGGGCACGAAGCUGCAUUUGCAGCCUUUCUCUGCUGCCUCUGCAAAAUUGGUGUGCUCAGAGUGGACGACCAGAUGGCCAUUGUCUUCAAAGUGUUUAACAGGUACCUGGAAGUGAUGCGAAAACUUCAGAAGACCUACAGGAUGGAACCUGCUGGCAGCCAGGGCGUGUGGGGCUUGGAUGACUUCCAGUUCCUGCCUUUCAUAUGGGGCAGUUCCCAGCUGAUAGACCAUCCAAGUCUGGAGCCUCGACACUUCGUUGAUGAGAAGGUGGUAAACGAAAACCAUAAGGACUUCAUGUUCCUGGAGUGCAUCCUCUUCAUUACAGAGAUGAAGACGGGCCCCUUUGCCGAGCACUCCAACCAGCUCUGGAACAUCAGCGCCGUGCCCUCCUGGUCCAAGGUCAACCAGGGCCUCAUCCGCAUGUACAAGGCAGAGUGCCUGGAGAAGUUUCCUGUGAUCCAGCACUUUAAGUUCGGCAGCCUGCUCCCCAUCCAGCCUGUGACAUCCUAAGGAAGCCGCGGGAGGAGCCGGAGCAGCGGAGGCACAGUGCGGCGCUCUUCCUCCUCCCCUCACCCCCUCCUCAUCGCCCUGCCCAUCCAUUCCUGCACAUCCUCAUCGGCAACCACAGAUCCAAAGCACUCGCUGGCCUUGCACGGGAGACGGGACCUGGAGCAGCUCCCCCUGCACGUCCUCACCACGGAGAUGUCUCGCCCGCGGCCAGGCCAGGGCUGUGUUGAUCCACAACUGCCAUGCGCAGCUCCGGGCAUGGGAAUGGGUUUGGGUAGGGGCUGCUUUGCAGCAAAGGCCCUCUGCUUCCCUUCCCAGGAGGAAGGGGUGUGGAAGGGAGGAAGGCACGUGUGGGUGUGUUGGGCAGUGGUAACUGCGAUUUCCCUUUUGAAUUUCAUUGGAGUUUCCUGUUGCUGUUUGCUUUGGGAAACCACCACGCAGGGUGAGGUGUGAGCCUGUGCGUGUCUGUAGGCAGCCAGCUCUCCCUGCUCAGGAGGUCUGGAAUGGGUAAAGGGAGUUGUAGGGAAUGUCUGUGGGUUAUUGGAAGCCCAGGGUGCCAUCUCUCCCUUUUCUGGGUAAGGAAAGCCCCCUCCCUCUGUCUCUUCUGCAAGAUUUCCUUUCUUUCCCACUAGCGCCUCUUCUCUUGGGCGAAGCUGGGAACCUUCUGAGCUGUGGCUCUGGAGCUGGAGACAAGGUCCCUGGAGGGACCUGGCUCUGUGGGAACAGCUAUGCAAAGACACUGCUCAGGCUCCCUCUUAACGGGUACAAACCCUGACACAUUCACACACAUCCAUGGCUGGGUCCAACCUGCCCUCUGCACUCCCCGGGCUUUGCUGCCCCAGGGCUGGGCUGGCCUCAGUGGCACAAGGUGACCGUGGUUGCUCCUGCUUGGUCAUAAAUUGUAGUGACAAUCCCAUAGCAAAGGGAUUUCCCCAUGGAGCAGCAUGAUCCCAGCUCUUCAAGGGAGACAUCCCCGGAGCACAGGCAGCAUGAGAGGGUAGCAUGUGGCUUUACAUGCAUUUAUAUCCCUGUGCUGGAAACAAAAAGCAUAAAUAGCCCAGGGCAGCAGGUUAUACCUGGAGAAAGCUCUUUCCCUUUGUCAUUCCCAGCUGGUGUUGCUGGGCUGGACCUCAGGCAGAGGGACCAGACUUCCAGUGCCACUUCCAGUUCCAGCAGCAUCUUGAAGGCAGGUGGUCUGGAUCACACCAGCAGCAUCACGGGAGAGCAGAAAUGGCUGGUGCUGUGUUUGAGAUGAGCUGUUGUAUCCACAGGUCUUGACCAAGGUGGUCCAUAGCUUUGCAGCUGGAGAGGAGAUGCUGCUUCUUGGGGUUUCUGGGCUGGGUGUGGGGCGACAGGGCUCUGGUCUGGUGUUUGCUGAGGAUCAGGAGCAGCAGGGAUCCUUCCUCUGGCACUCCUGCAGAUCAUGGAGGGGGCAGUGGGGCUGCUCAGUGCCAGGCUGCUCAGCUUUUGCUGCUGCACUGCUUUACUGCUGGGGAGGGGGAGAGAAACCUGCUUGUGAUUUUUUUUUUAUUAUUAUUUUAUUUUUAUUUUUUCAUGAUUUUUACCAGAACCUACUCACUCCCUCUUGUAAAGGUUCUCACAGGCGCUCAGGGGAAGGAGAGCAAGAAAAGAGUCUAAAUUAGGAGGCAGUGAAGUGUCCACAGAGCUGAAGUAGAGCUUUCUGGCACUGCUGCUGUCCUGACUGCUCCUGGCUUGGCCCUGGGCAGGGGGUGGGGGACAAAGGGCUUUUGACCUGCCUGAAACAACUUAUAAACUUGUAUUUUAAAUGAAAAUGGAAGACUGGGGUUAAGUCUAUUUUACUCCUGAAUGAGAUGUGUUUUGUCUUGGCUUUUCAAAUGGAUCCACUCCUGGAAUGACGGUGGAGACCCCUGUGCUUGCUGGGGCUUGAUGAGUCCAUCUCCAGCAGAGCAGCCUGUGCCUGGCAUGGAGACCCUCAGUGUCUCCACCCAUGUCCCCUCACAUUGCUGUGUGGCUUUUGGCAAGAGUCCCCAUGCUUUAAAUGGCUGUGUGGCUGUGCAGCAUCUGGCCAGCAAUGGCUGAACAAAAGCCUCUGGUUUCCCAAGUCUGCCCAAGGGCCGGGAAUGCAUCUCUCCUGGUCAUCUCACGGAAAUGGGGCUUCCAUGCAAAAGGAUGGGUGGAAAUGUUGACAUCCGUGCAUGGGAGGGACACCCAGAAUGUGGAAUACAGCACCAAAGAAUGGUGGAGAGAUGCUUCCUUCUCCUGCAGCUGCAGCCACUGCUCCCUGGGGAUGCUGUCCCUGGGCUUGGGACCUGCGGAGGAGGUGGGAGGAGGCUCAUGCAGAGCUGUGUUUGUUGCUUGCCUGAGUCUGCACAUUAGUCCUGCUGGGUAUUUUGGGACUUCAAGCAGCUCUUAUUUGAGUCUUAUCAGCCCACUUGGGAUGUGCCCCUGCCACGUGGCAGCCACCUGCUUGCCUCCCUCUGACUCCCACAGCGUCCGUCACGGCUUCUCGGGGCUCCGCUCCUCUCCUGGCACAUCCACACAUGUGGCACCACCCAGGGCUGCUCCGUGUCCAAAGCAGCACUUCCCACCUCCUCCCGCACUGUAGUUUGAAUUAAAGUCUCUGUGUUUUGCACCAGUGACUGUGUUGGUCUCUCUCAGACUGGGGUUUGCUCCCACUUUGGGAGCAGAGCCAGUGAAGCCGAAGGCCGGAGCCCUCGGCACAAGGAAGAGGCACUUGCUGUGUUGGUGGUUGAUCUUUUGCUUGCACCAAAAUGGACUCGUUAUUUAACUGCAUGAUCAAGCGCAUCCAGUCUUUGUGUCCUUCCUGGGUGUCUCUCUGUUGUGUUGUAUGUUUUUAUUUAUUAACUUCUUUGCUGUGCCCACCCCCCUCCUGGCUGGGAUUUGGCAGGUAGGUGAUGUGUGAAGCCUGAUCCCAGGCCAGCAAAUACUUCUUGAAGAUCAGAGACUCUCAUGACCAAAGGACGUUUGAGCCUUGUUUCUGAGGCAGGGUGAGAACUGGAACCUUUUUCUUCAGAUGUUUUUCGUGUCCUGCUGUAGGAGCUGACUCAGGACUUCCAGCAUCGGUUUAGUUCAGCAGCUUUGUUGGAUUUAUAUUAUACCUGGAUUAAAUUAAACCUGGACCUUCUCAUGAGUGGUUGGAGGUAGCGUAGCUGUGCUGAGCAAACGCUUGUUUCCUUGUCUCUGGGUUACAUUGUCUCCAUCAACACGGGCCAACUGUGUGAGCGCGUGUUGCUAAAAGCGGCAGCAGCGUGGAGGGAUGGAUGGUGAGCAGAAAUGUCAUCUUGGAUCACAAAUGUUUUCUUUGAAGGCACUUGAAUUCGUCUUGAGCGUGUCCCUUAGUGAACAUGACGUGCAGUGAAGGGGAAGCAGACGUAGUGUGGGUUUCUGGCCACCUUCCCCCUCAGCCCACUGGCCAAGCCAGUUUUUUUAAAUUCAGUUUUCAGAGCUGGGGUUGCCACACGUAGGGCAGUUUGUGUUUCUGUUUAACAAGUGUUGCCUUUGCACAGGGCAGGUUUGCAAAUCCCCCGUCUCGUUCUUCACAACCCUCCUUUAUGAGUGAUCGCUCAUGGCAGCCACUUAUAAAUGAAGUAAGAGUUGAGAGAAGGAGCCUCAUGCAGGGUUGGGAGUAACAGAAUAAAAACUGCUUGAUGCCAUUGUUGCUGCAUUAACUUGUCCCCUCAUGCAGUGCUGGGAUCCUGCUGGUGAAUAAACGCAGCGCCCACUGCAGGACCAGCGAAGUCUGAGCUGGCACUUGCCAGCAUGAAGGUGCACUUUGUACCCCAAGGACCUGGAGCUGAACCACGCAAGAGCCCUGGAGUCUUCACCCUAUCCCUGCAACUGCAUUGACUUCCUUCCUGAGAGAGGGAAGGAGGCAGAAAUGGGUGGGAGAAGGUGGAAUGGGUGGUUAGCAACCAUUGCUAAUGUAACCUGGACUCUCCCCCUGCCAACCUGCCAGUGGGAACCUUGUAGAGUUGAGGAACUCCCAGGGAUCUUGUCGCUGCUCCACCAAGGACUCUCCUGGCUCAGCUGGAGAAUUUACAGGGCUUUUGGAGGUCGUUUCAUGCUCUAAUAGCCAAGAGGAGAGAUCUUCAUCCUUUAGCGUUGUUUACCCUUCAGUGGAUGAGCACUCUUCCCAUUGACAUUGGAGAAACUCUUUGAACGUCCUGGGGACAGACAGGUCUUGUAAAAUUGUGCCAAACUUCAAA
This is a messenger RNA of Neopelma chrysocephalum (saffron-crested tyrant-manakin), 5266 nucleotides long. It is a transcript of the gene PTPA, whose product is annotated as protein phosphatase 2 phosphatase activator. The transcript has 10 exons. Gene Ontology annotation, molecular function: peptidyl-prolyl cis-trans isomerase activity; protein tyrosine phosphatase activator activity. The record is from RefSeq and is a predicted model, not a curated record. Lineage: Eukaryota; Metazoa; Chordata; Aves; Passeriformes; Pipridae. Gene Ontology annotation, cellular component: nucleus; protein phosphatase type 2A complex; cytoplasm. Gene Ontology annotation, biological process: mitotic spindle organization. Bases 96 to 1061 code for a protein of 321 amino acids.